AUGGCGGCUCCCGCAGCGUUGACCCUCGGAACGCCCUGCGCAGGCCUAGCCGGCGCUGCUUCAAGCCAGGGCGAGAGACCCUGCUUCGCCAGAGUGCCGGCGCGGCGUCUGCAUUCUGGUUGCUUCCUCAGUAGGAAUGGCGCGAUUCAAUCCUUCAGCAACAGGGGGACGGCGCGCUCUUCAAUAUCUUCCUCGAGGGCUGUUGCUCUCGAUUCCGACCAAUUGGGAUCCUCUCCGCCCCUUGCUGAGGUAACCUCGGUCGCCUAGAUCCGUUCUGUUUUCCAUGUUUUAGAUCGCGCAUGAGCUCAGCUGAGGAGAUUUUAGGGUAGAUUCAAUCUCCGUUCUCCGUCUCUGAUAAUCUUUACCUACUGGACGUCACAUUUUCUAUUAGUUUUGAUUUAUGAGUUCUUCCAGGGGGGAUUUCUGUGCGGAUUCAUGGCGAAAAGUACUGUCUCUUCCUAGGGGUAGGGUUUCUGAUGAUUUUCUCCGUGCGCGGUGCAGGCGAAGCCGAUCAAGUACUACUUCUUGGUGGCGAACGCGAAGUUCAUGCUGGACGAGGAGGAGCACUUCCAGGAGCAGCUGUCGGAGAGGCUACGCCUCUUUGGAGAACGCGGGCGAGAGCAGGAUUUCUGGCUCGUCAUCGAGCCCAAGUUCCUGGACAAGUUCCCCAACGUCACCAAGAGGCUGAAGAGGCCCGCCGUCGCGCUCGUCUCCACCGAUGCCCCCUGGAUCACGUAAGCUCCCCCGUCUCCCGUCAUUCCUGCUGUUACUCUUUGCUCGAUUCCGCAAACCCUAGCAGAAACCGAUCAGAACCGUGUCUGGAUCUGAAGCGGGAGGAUGACUCAAUCGUAAUAGUAGCUUCUAAGCCUCUCAUCUGCCGAACUUGUCGAACUCAGCCCCCUCCUUCCUUCUGCGACCGAUUGAUCGAUGCAGACGUAUUCUGUUCUUCCUGUGACUGAACAUCUCAAACGAAUACCUCUUGUUCAAUCUCACCCGGGGAUUUUCGCUGUUCCUGGGCAGCCCACAUCAGAUUUCUAUGAAAACUCACCUGCAAUUCACUCCUCAGCUACUGUUUUUCGUAAAAAUUUCUUCGAGUUGAUUCCAUCUGUUUCCCUCAACCCGUGAUUAUGAUCAUUCGGACUGAAUGAACCCUAUCCGUGUCUGAUUGAUUCACAAAGAAUAAUAAAAAAAUCCCUCGAGAUUUUCUCUGAAUCGACAUCAUUUUUCUAAGAAUCGACAGCUCAGUCAGAUUUUUUUUUCUUUUUUUUUUCCUCUCGAUUUCGAUCUGUUUCUAUCAGACUUUGCUUACAACGAUGGUGAUUGGAUCCUCAGGUUCAUGAAGCUGAGGCUGGACAGGGUUCUAGCGGAGAGCUUUGAGUCCGACAACCUCGCGGAGGCCCUGGCCUCCACUCCCGUUGACCUCCACUUCGAGAAGCCCCAGAACUGGGUCGCUCCAUACCCCAAGUACGAGUCUGGUUGGUGGGAGCGCUUUCUCCCUCCAAGAUCCUCGGAAUCGGAGGCAUGA
Molecule: messenger RNA, 1525 nt
Organism: Spirodela intermedia
Lineage: Eukaryota; Viridiplantae; Streptophyta; Magnoliopsida; Alismatales; Araceae
Source: the annotation of a GenBank genome assembly